UUUAAUUGGCAUAUCUGAAUGCUCUUCAGCUCAGAACAACAAUGAAAGACGCCUCUCUGUGUCCCCAGGCGCGUUUACUCCUUCAGCUUCCUCUCCUUGAAGAGGCAACAAGGAGAAAAAAACAUCUUUACAGCAGGCUCUCCUACUCUUGCUGAAUCCGAACACCAAGUCCUUCUACGGCGGCGGCGCCAACUUCGGACGAUGUCGGCGACGAAGCCUUGGUUGGUCCCUGCGCCGACCUAUCGCCGCCUCGAAGGCUUCUGGGACACUGACGACGAUGCCCCUGGCCCUCGCUGCGCUCACACGCUUACUGCCGUUGCUGCAACCAAGUCCCAUGGCCCUCGCCUCAUCCUCUUCGGCGGCGCCACUGCUAUAGAGGCCGGCGGACCCAUUCCCGGCAUUAGGCUGGCUGGAGUGACGAAUUCGGUUCACUCUUACGAUCUUUUGACCAAGAAAUGGACUAGGAUUCAGCCGGCGGGGGAGGCUCCGUCGCAUAGGGCUGCUCAUGCUGCUGCGUUGGUCGGUACUAUGGUGGCAUUUCAGGGUGGAAUAGGACCUGCGGGGCAUUCUACUGACGACCUAUAUGUGCUUGAUAUCACCAAUGAUAAGUAUAAGUGGCACAGAGUUGUUGUUCAGGGAGCUGGUCCAGGGCCUCGUUAUGGUCAUGCCAUGGACUUGGUUGCGCAGCGAUAUCUUGUUUCAGUGAGCGGGAAUGAUGGGAAGAGGGUUCUAUCUGAUGCUUGGGCUUUGGAUACUGCACAGAAGCCAUACAGAUGGCAAAAACUCAAUCCUGAAGGAGAUAGACCAUCUGCUAGAAUGUAUGCAACAGCGAGUGCUCGUUCAGAUGGCAUGCUAUUGCUUUGUGGUGGAAGAGACUCAUCGGGAGCUCCACAAUCAGAUGCUUAUGGAUUACUGCUGCAUACAAAUGGCCGUUGGGAGUGGACUUUAGCUCCAGGGGUUUCACCCUCUCCAAGGUAUCAACACUCAGCGGUAUUUGUGGGUGCACGCUUGCAUGUCACUGGAGGUGUUCUUAGGGGUGGAAAAUCUGUUGAAGGUGAAAGUGCUAUAGCAGUGUUGGACACUGCUGCUGGAGUAUGGCUGGAUAGGAGUGGCAUUGUUACUUCAUCUAGCUUACAAAAAUCUUCAAAUGAUCAUGAUCCUUCUUUGGAGCUCUUGCGUCGUUGCCGCCAUGCAUCUGCUGCUAUUGAGUCGCAAAUUUACAUCUAUGGUGGUCUUAAGGGAGAUGUACUCCUUGGCGAUCUUCUUGUGGCUGAUAACUCUCCUUAUCAAUUUGAAAUCACUUCCUCCAUGUAUGCUGUUGAUAGGAUUCAAUCAGUGGCAAGUCAAAAACUGAACAAAACUGACUCUCCUUCUCUGCAGCAAUCAAUGGAUGGCAGCCUAGUGAGAUCCUCCUCAGCGGGUUCAAGUUUGGAUCAGAAAUCUAUUGACAAACUUGUUGAGGCUUCUACUGCUGAAGCAGAGGCUGUUAGUGCUGUCUGGCGCGCUGCACAAGAAGCAUUGGGUGUCUCAGCUGAGAAAGAUUUUUCGCAAGAAAAUGAAUCUGCAUAUCCUGCUAAUAACCAACCUGACCCCUCUGAUUCUAAUUAUACCAUACAACCAGAUGUGAAGUUACAUCCUCGAGCGGUUGUAGUUGCUAAGGAGGCCAUUGGUAACUUGGGUGGUUUGAUACGGCAACUUUCUUUGGAUCAUUUUGAAAAUGAGAGUAGAAGAAUGUAUCCAGCAAAUGGUGAUCAGACCUAUCCACCUAAGAAAUUCUUAAAUAGACAGAAGUCUCCACAGGGCUUACAUAAGAAGAUUAUAUCUUUGCUUCUUAGGCCAAGAAACUGGCGAGCUCCUUCUAACCGAAGCUUUUUCCUUGAUUCUUAUGAAGUCGGAGAGCUUUGCUAUGCUGCUGAGCAAAUAUUCAUGCAAGAGCCUACUGUUCUCCAACUAAGAGCGCCAGUCAAAGUAUUUGGUGAUCUUCACGGGCAGUUUGGAGAUCUAAUGCGUUUAUUUGAUGAAUAUGGUUUCCCAUCGACUGCUGGGGAUAUCACGUAUAUUGACUAUUUGUUUCUGGGAGAUUAUGUUGAUCGAGGACAACACAGUUUGGAAACCAUAUGUUUGCUUCUUGCUCUUAAGAUAGAAUAUCCAGAUAAUAUCCAUAUAAUUCGAGGAAAUCAUGAGGCUGCUGAUAUAAAUGCUCUUUUUGGUUUUCGCCUUGAAUGCAUUGAAAGAAUGGGAGAAAGUGAUGGAAUAUGGGCAUGGACUCGUUUUAAUCAGGUCUUCAAUUGCCUCCCUCUUGCUGCACUCAUUGAGAAGAAAAUUAUUUGCAUGCAUGGUGGUAUAGGGAGGUCCAUAAACACAUUAGAGCAAAUUGAGAAAAUUGAAAGGCCAAUAACGAUGGAUGUUGGAUCGAUUAUUCUAAUGGACCUUCUAUGGUCUGAUCCUACAGAGAAUGAUAGCAUAGAGGGCUUGAGACCAAAUGCGAGAGGUCCCGGUCUAGUCUCUUUCGGGCCUGAUAGAGUUACAGAGUUCUGUAAGAAGAACAAACUACAACUUAUCAUAAGAGCUCAUGAAUGUGUGAUGGAUGGCUUUGAAAGAUUUGCUCAGGGGCAACUUAUCACUUUGUUUUCUGCUACUAAUUACUGUGGAACUGCAAAUAACGCUGGAGCAAUCCUGGUGAUUGGUAGGGGAUUAGUUGUGGUUCCAAAGUUGAUUCAUCCACUUCCACCACCACUUCAAUCACCUGAGUCAUCUCCAGAGCGUGUUUUAGAAGAUACGUGGAUGCAGGAACUCAACACACAGAGACCGCCUACUCCUACCCGCGGCCGACCGCAAUCUGCGAGCGAUCGAAGCUCGCUUGCAUAUAUAUGAGCUUUCGAUGAAGUCCUAACUCAAUAAGUCAACAUAAUACAUCAAUAAGGUUUCCUUAAUUUGAUUUCAGAAAUGUGGUUGCAGCUCCAUUCAAGUAGUGCACCUUCAACCUGCUUUACAGAAUCUCUUUUCCAUUAUGUGCUAUGAAAACAGUGUGUUCUUAUAUGCACUAGAGUGUAAUUUUUUUUUAUUUUUAUGAAUGGAUCAUAACUGUAAUUUUGUACAACUGUGUAUGUGUUUGUAUUUUUAAGCUGGAGGUGUUGUAAAUUAAGAUAGUUUUCAGCAGUUGAUUUUAAUGGUUUUCUUUCUUGAAGAUGGAGCACUGAAGAAUAAAAUCUCCAAUUCAUCAUAGCA
This is a messenger RNA of Dendrobium catenatum, 3228 nucleotides long. Its product is annotated as serine/threonine-protein phosphatase BSL1 homolog. The transcript has 21 exons. Gene Ontology annotation, molecular function: phosphoprotein phosphatase activity; protein binding. NCBI's taxonomy places the organism in Eukaryota, Viridiplantae, Streptophyta, Magnoliopsida, Asparagales, Orchidaceae. The record is from RefSeq and is a predicted model, not a curated record. Bases 202 to 2874 code for a protein of 890 amino acids. Gene Ontology annotation, biological process: brassinosteroid mediated signaling pathway.